Molecule: messenger RNA, 6393 nt
Organism: Alosa sapidissima (American shad)
Lineage: Eukaryota; Metazoa; Chordata; Actinopteri; Clupeiformes; Clupeidae
Gene: iffo2b
Product: intermediate filament family orphan 2b
Exons: 10
Coding region: 493-2064 (523 amino acids)
Source: RefSeq, a predicted model, not a curated record
AGCUUGUAAUCCGAACCCCGCGGGCGGCGGAGUCAACAUAUAGCCCAAGCCUGCCGUUACCAUGCCGGUAGGACAGCAACUAAAUGAAAGACAUCGGAACUAACCAAGGAAGGAGAGGAGAUUAACCAGGAGUCCAGCAUCAGUCACACCUGAUCACAGGCUGCUGGGAUCACGAAGGGCUGUUUUCUUAUUUCUGCGCAGGAUGCAUCAGUCGCACGCCCGCUGCUCCUGAAUUUCAGGCUCAAGAAAAUGAGCUGACAGACAGCUAUUUUUGGACACUGCUGUUAGUAGCUAGCAGGCGCGUUGUUUUGAAUAGAAAAUGACUGCAUUUAUUUGAAAAGGAAAGAAACAAUGGUUGCAUCACUUUCUUUUCUGUUAGAGGAACGGAUUGCCUGGCCUGUGUAUGAGGGAGUGAAAUGCGACGGAGUUGUAUAGCCUACUCUGACCCAAGUGAACGAAACCAGCGUGUGCGGUUUAUAUUUUACACAAAGAAUGAACUCGUAUUUUUAUGGUGAUAAUUUGCCGGCCAGCAUGAUAGCAACAAUUCCAGUCAGCGGUGCCUCCACUUCUGGGUCGGGUGCGGUGACAAGUGCCCUGCGGAACGAUCUGGGCUCCAAUAUCCACGUCCUGAAGACGCUCAACCUGAGGUUCCGCUGCUUCCUCGCCAAAGUCCAUGAACUGGAGAGAAGAAAUAAAUUACUGGAGAACCAGUUACAAGAGGCACUGGAGCAGUCGCGUUACCAGGGUUACUUUUCUCGUGAGGUGGGCGUUCAGACGGAUUCACUGGAGUCCCGACUCCCCGGGACCAUCUGGAGUUUCACACACGUGAGGAGACAGGGCGAGCGUUUGGAAACUCUUCAGGGCCCCGGCGUGUCGUGGAACCAUCCGGACGGGGUUGGGGUCCAGAUUGACACCAUCACCCCAGAACUCAGAGCGCUGUACAAUGUUCUGGCCAAAGUCAAACGGGAAAGAGACGACUACAAGAGAAAAUGGGAGGAGGAGCUGUCUAGACGAGAGCAGAUGGAGUCUAUGGUGGAGACGCUGCAGGAGAGUGCCCAGGAGUCUGAGGUGAUCCAAGACGAGCUCAGUGAGAAGGUGGACAGACUGAAAGCUGAGCUGGUGGUCUUUAAAAGUCUUGUUAGUGACGGUGUCAGCCGUCUGGGCUUGCAGCCCAAACCUGCCGAGUCGCGCUGGAAGCUGCUGGACCUUAAACAAAUGUCAGAGCUGGACACGAAGAUCCAGGAGAAAGCCAUGAAGGUGGACAUGGACAUCUGCCGACGCAUCGAUAUCACAGCCAAGCUGUGUGACGUGGCCCAGCAGAGGAACUCCGAGGACAUGUCCCUCAUGUUCAAUGUCAGCCCGUCCAGAACGUUGCCAGACAGGGGGGCAGUAGCAUGCAGAAGGAAGGAGCGUAAGGUGACGUCAGACGAGGAGAGUUCUGAGAUGGACGCUGAUCCUAGCACAUCAGAGGAGGAGGUGCCUGGCUCCCUCAACAUCACGGACGAGAUGAAACGCAUGCUCAACCAGCUCCAUUGCUCUGACACCUCCCUUAUUGCCAGGAAAGAGACGUUCGACAUCGACGACGACGACUGUGACAGUCUGACGUGGGAGGAGAACGAGGAGACCCUGCUGCUGUGGGAGGACUUCACCAACUACAACGUGCCGUAUGCCUUCAACAACAACAACAACAACAACCCCGGCACAGUGGAGAGCCUCGGGGAGAGUGGAGAGCCUGUGUCCCAGGAGGGGAGUUUGGGCAGCCUGAUCGACGAGACCGAGACUCUGUUCAAGAACAGAGAGCAGGAGUACCAGAAGACCAUUGGAGAGAUUGAGGAGGAGUUGGCCACGGCUAAGUCAGACAUGAACAGACACCUGCAUGAGUACAUGGAGAUGUGCAGCAUGAAGAGAGGCCUGGAUGUGCAGAUGGAGACCUGCAGGAGGAUGAUCAAGGGGGGCAGAAACUCUCCUUCCGUCAGCUCAGUGGCCAGCAGUGACUCAGGGAACACUGAUGAGAUCCAGGACGAGUUGGAAAAGGACGGCGAAGUGGAGGGACCAGUCAGCUGAUUCCAGCUGCAUCUGGCCCCGCCCACCCCUCCUCACACAAGGACAGCCAGCCAAUGAGCUUCUUUUUUGGCUCCUGGGCAACCCAGCGUUCCGCUGGCGGCCUCUACCAAUCCCAGGCCACGGCCAUAUGACGGACAGGUCUCGACCCGACCCACCACACAAAGAAUUGGUGCUUAAAAAAUCUCCACUCCAGCGGAGAGUGGUGGUGAGGAGGGGUGUGUUUUUUAUGCCCCCUUUUGCUUCUCGAGUGUUUAAAGUAACAAAACGUAGAACCGUUAAAAGCUGCACGCGUCACGUCGUGUCGCGCUGUGUCGUGACCGUGUUUCCUGAUCUGCCAGCCACCCCCACUGGGCUCCACACUGACCUCACAGAGCCAACACACCCCCAUACACCUGUCAAUCAAAACCACCUGCCAAUCAAAGCUAGUCCUCUUCAGACUUCAUGAUAAAAGUACCCUCUCCACUCUGAAAUCACAGUACAGUGCUCAAACACCCAGAUAGCUACUAGGGUUGCUUUCACACCUACCUUGUUUGGCCUGGACCUUCAGACCUUUCAGUUUGGUCUGGACCUUCAAUAGCAGGUAUGAAAGGGCCCUUGGCCAUGAUACCGCGGUACACACCCAAAUAUCAAAAUCUGGUUUGACCCUCUACUUUGACCCUCUAAUGACAGACAACUACUCAUCAAGCACUACACUACUCAAACAACAGGCACAGAACUUACUAGCACAGUAAAAAGAACAGCUCUGCUUUCUGAACGGUGGCGCAUGGGACAGAUCAGCUCAGACAUUGUUUCCACUUUCACCAAGAAAAUGCAAUGGCUGACACUGGUAUGGCCCUAGUCUUGGUCUCCUGUUGAUCCAGAGCAGAGCCAGGCCAGAGUGGUUUACUGUGUGCCCCCUCAUGUUCCCCCUCUGUCAGGUCUCAAUGGGAGCUGGGUGGUGUGUGUGUGUGUGUGUGUGUGUGUGUGUGUGUGUGUGUGUGUGUGUGUGUGUGUGUGUGUGUGUGUGUGUGUGUGUGUGUGUGUGUGUGUGUGCAGAACAGUGUAGGUUCUGCCCAAGGAAUGCUCUGUUCAAAAGUUCUAUGCAAUCGGAUAGCCUUAUUUCAGGACAGAUGGUUUCGUUAUUUGCCUUUGAUUAGCUGGACAGAUGUGUGUACCUGUUCAACAUUGUGUGUCUGUGUGAGGACAGCAAGUAUGGAACAGUGCCCCCCCCCCCCCCCCCCCCCAACACACACACACACACACACACACACACACACACACACACACACACACACACACACACACACACACACACACACACACACGCAUACAGAGACAAUGUUACUCACCACAUAAAAUAUCAAAUUAUUCAGUUAUAUUCAGGUACAGAGCUAAGAAAACCAGUAGCAAUGAUCUCCCAACUGAACCAAGUCAUACAUUUCCAUAUUUACAAGCCCAUCAAAUCUCAGCCACUCUGAGACAGGAUCUGUGACAGGAUCCUAUGCAUUGGAAUGUAAUAAAUGGACUUACACUAAUCUUUAAAAUACAGAAUGUCUUACGUAGGUCUAUUGUGGCUGUAAAGAGUUUACCUGUCUGAGUUCACAUAUUUGUUUCAUUAUACGUCAAAUCAGUGUUAGCCUUACAACACUGUUAGUGGGCUAACAUAAUCAACCAUUUAAGUUGUAUCAUUAUGACCAGCAGGGGGCAUUGUUUCAUACUGAUGGCCGUCCUUUGAGGUGUUAUACUGUUGAGUGCAGGGCGCUAUUAAAUGUAUAUAGAAGUCUUUGGCAUGUCAUACCUUAGUGGCCUUUCAGUUCAUUCAGUAUGAUUUAUCACUAUGAUAAUCACUGUGUUCUGUGUUUGUUUGAUUGCAUUUAAUCUCUUGGUUGUUUUUGGUUGCUUUAGAAUUUUGAUGCAUAAUUGACAGGUAAACUGGCAAAGCAUGGGGUAACAAGGAAUAUUUUAGCUUGAUGUAAGAUAAAAGGAUCUCCAUCAGAGAUUGAGAGUCAAUGAUAUAUGUAUAAAAAGGCUCUGAAAUUCCCUCUUUUCAUUUUCAAGAUGCACAAUAUAUUUACCCUAUACACUUUCUUUUUAGUGAACUCUGGGCUCUACCCUAAUCCACUCUGAUUAUUUGUCAUAUAAAGGGGUUUUAUUUCAUUUGUUUUUGAUGUGUUUAUGUUUGUUUUGGAGCAGUGUGUAAAAUGAAACUCUGCUCUCCAAAUGUUUUCUCUGAUGUGUUAUCCUCUCUGAGAGUAUUGUUGAUUAUGGAUGAGCCGAGGGCACAUGUAGGGCUAUAUGGAAGUGCUCUUGGAGAAUUGUGUAUAAUGAUUGAUUUGACUUGCAAGUCUUACAUAUGGAUGUUAGUAAGAUAAUGCUAUGAUUUGUCAUAGUAUACAGUUUUUCUCCACAUGUCCAUAGCAAGACAUAAUCUGGUAAUCUGGUCACACACACACACACACACACACACACACACACACACACACACACACACACGCACACUCCAAAUAAAGGCAAAGCCAGCAUUCAGUACUUUUGAGAAACAUUCAGAAAUUCAGUAUUUCAGAAACCAAGAUCAGCGAGUCCUCCUUAAAGGUUUUGUCCCAGAAUUUGAGCUACCCAAAGAUGUUCUUACUAAAGUUAGGUUAACUCAGAGAUCUUGCUUUGCGGAACAUCCCCCAAUUUCAUCACACGCUUUUGGCAUAGUGUUACAAUGAGAGGCGUGUCGAGAUUGAAGUUUGACUGAACUAAGUGUUUCUCCCAGAGACAGCGGCUGCAAGAACUCAGAGCACGAAUUGUUCAUAAAUAUAAGUAUAUAAGUAUAUAUAUACAUAAAUUACUAUAUAUUUUUUGUGAUAAAAGAAACCAAACUACAGCAAAGAGACAAAUUGACAAGAAAGAAUGUUUCCUAAAACAUGAUUGUAAUUAUGUGACAUGGUGUAUUGAGAAAAGUGACACAUGAAAAAUAUAGAGUCCUCUGUAGGAUGUGUUAACAAGUGCUAUGUGUUCCACUGGACUAUCAAGAUCAUGGAUGGACGGAUGUGUUUAGGGGCCUUUAGUGCUGGACAUUCAGACCAUUGCAUAGCACAAUUAAAGCAAGUGUGUAGAAUGAUAAACAUUGUAUCUGUUUAAGAUUUGAUUUGUUUGUGAUGGGAAAUGUAAGUCUUUGCAGGAGAGUAAACUGGAUUCAUGUUUUGUUGAAAUACAGUAGUGCUACAGAAGUCUGCAAAAUCCUUUAGUAGGAUAUUUUCAUACAUGUUGCUGCUGGACAAAGAAUAAACCCAUAUUGUCAUUUCUCAAUGUGGAAACUCCUGAAGAAAGUCACUCUUGUCGGUCAUCCUGACUAGCCUGCAUGAGGUGGCAAGGCAACCAUCCCUAUAUUUUUUAUCAAAUAUUUUUUUUUCCCCAUACUUUGUAAGACUUGUGAAUCAGAUUUUUUGUAAAUGACUGCAUGAGAUCCGUGGUACAGAGACACCAGAUCUACCAUGAAUGAGAGAAGUGUAUUCACAAUGUGUACAUCUUUCAGCUGAAUGUACUGUACUAUAAAUCCACACAAGAGGGUGUUUGGAAACACACACACACACACACAGGCCCACUCACACAUAUGCUGCUCAGUGCAUUUUCAGCACAGCUAUUCUCUUAAGCCGCCAUAGCACCCUGUCAUGUGUCAUGCUUUGAGAGUGAAGUUCCUGGAGUGGAUCACCAGGGCUUCUUGUCCCCACUGAUUGUCCUGAGUGACUACACAGUGUGCCAUAUCCAGAGGGUUGUGUGGCUAGAGACUGCUGAACGCCCACACACAUCUUCUGCAGUGGGCUUGGGAUGUGCUAAAAACCAGGCAAGAGCAUACAGAUCUGGGUGACACUUUAUUUGGAUGGUUCCCAGACUUUCUAGCUUGCUGUUGAAACUCUGUUGACUACAAUUUGUGAACAAAGUUCCGUUUUCUCAAGGUACUCAAGGUAUAUCCAGUGAACAAUGAGAAAGAAUGAACUUGAAAUUCAACAAACCAGCUGUACAGUCUCUGCAGGCAAACUGUCCUAAUAAAGUAGGCUACCCAGAUCUGACCUGCAGUCACCAGUUAUCCGGCGUGUUUUUCUCUCACUGGUUUCCCAUGCAAACUCCAGAAAGUGGUGGUGGUCUUUGCGUCACUUACUCAAAUAUUUUGGCUCAAAGAGUUUUGUCAGAAAAUAUGUAUAUGUAUUUGGACAAUUUCUUUGUAGAAACCAUUGUACAAAUUGUUUCUGAGACAAAUGACUACCAUUUGCAUUUGUUUUAUGUUGGGGAGAAGGGUAUAUAGAAGAUGAAUGUAUCUGGUGUUUGGUUAAACAAAAAAAAUAAUAAAACAGUUUACCUUAA